GGUCUAUAGGCUGGUUCACAGUCAUUCGCUGUGGUCGCUCGAAUAGGGAGAUUUUUAAAAAGUCUAUUCGCUGCGAACGGAAGAAUGCUGUUCACACUUGGCGCGUAAAAUUUAAAAUCGUUUACAACCAAAACAAAUAUGGCGCUUACAGCAAGGCAAAUUAUUUUAUUGCUUUUGUUGCGAAGGCGGAUGAAACGUAAAAAUACUCGCGUAGCUAAAAGAAGAUUCUGGGUUCGUCAAAUCUACAAGGAGAGAAAAAUAAAAGGAGAAUAUCAUCUCCUGGUUCAGGAUCUUAAAUUAUUUGAUAGAGAGCUAUUUUUUCGCCACUUUAGGAUGACACCCUCCAAAUUGGAGGAGUUACUUGGAUACGUAGGUCCGUUAAUCACCAAGUCAUCAUUAAAACGCGAAGCAAUUAGUGCUAGUGAAAGGCUCUGCGUUACAAUGCGUUAUCUCGUUACCGGUGACGCACAAACUACUAUUGCAGAUAGUUACAGAAUGGGCAAAAAUACUGUUAGUGGAAUUGUGAAAGAAACAGCAAAUGCAAUAUGGAAAUUCUUGGUAGCACAAGGAUUUUUGCAAGCCCCAAGCACAGAGAAGGACUGGAUAAAAAUUGCGGAUGAUUUUGAAAAAAGGGGACGCAGGGAGACAAAGCGACGGUGGAGUCUUUGCAUCAAGCCAUCUUGGACAUGCCAUGGAAGAAAAUCUACUUAAUAUUCGUAAAUCCAGACCACUACGAAAUACCUCAAAAGAAUUCCCAUUUGUAUUUGUUGGGGACGAAGCAUUCCCACUAAAAGAGUACCUAAUAAAGCCAUACGCAAGAGAAUUUAUCAAAAAGAAAGAGCAAAUUGCGAAUUACCGUUUGUCAAGGGCAAGAAGACAAGUGGAAAAUGUGUUUGGAAUUUGGCAUCAAGAUUUCGCAUUUUUCGAAGGCCUAUUAUUGCCAAUGUGGACACUGUUGUUGCAAUCACAAAACCUGUUGUUGUGCUUCACAAUUUUUUAAUGUUUGGUAAAACAUUUGAUAGCGAGUAUUGUCCAGGUGGGUAUGCAGAACAAGAGUUGUGGCGUCAGGACAUAGAGACAGAAGGGUUACGAGCAAUUUCUAAAGCCGGGUCUAAAGAGAUUCGUGACGAUUUUAGGGAUUAUUUUUAUGGACCAGGGGCUGUACCAUGGCAAUGGGACCAUAUUUCACGAACAGUUGAUCCAUUUGAUGAAGAUCAAUAAGUUACUUUGUAACUUGAGAUAUGUACGUUGUAAUGAUUACUAUUUUCACAGAAAAUUGUUUAUAUUAACUAUAUGAACAAAAACUGAGAGCCUAAGUAUACAAAGAACAUAAAAGGGAAGAAAUUUCGGAAUUAGGAAAAUUUGCUGCAAGGUGAACAGGGUUUAUCUGUUAAUUCCUGACUUUCCCUGACCAAGUGUAACAAAGUUAUUUUCUUCACAAUCGCAAUGGAUAGAUAAGCUAAGUAAAGUUAGAAUCUCCACCAAGCAUUUUUUCUUCUAAAAUUUAUUCCCUGAAAGUAAUGUGACAGCAAAAGUUCCACCAUAAC
Messenger RNA from Hydractinia symbiolongicarpus, 1547 nucleotides. RefSeq lists its product as uncharacterized. NCBI's taxonomy places the organism in Eukaryota, Metazoa, Cnidaria, Hydrozoa, Anthoathecata, Hydractiniidae. The record is from RefSeq and is a predicted model, not a curated record. The coding region runs from base 139 to 711 and encodes 190 amino acids. The transcript has 2 exons.